AAUAAUGCCGUACACAAUAAACACAUACGAAAAUAGAAAAUAUGUACUUUUUGAACUAUGAUAGAAUAAGAAUUGAUGAUUAUUAUUGCGAUUCAUUAUCUAUUUAACAAAUUUAAAAAUGUAUUCUAUGUUUUAUACUUUACAACAGGUUAUGAUAAGCAGUAGGUAUCUGGUGACUGGUUUAUUUUUUAAGAUGACUUGUUGAUUAUUUAUCGUCAGGGCUCAGGCUGGGUUAUCAUAAUAUUGAAUAUGUUAUAUAUUGUCAUCUUUAUAUUUUUUUAGUUGUUACUUACUUAUUCAUUAAAAUGGCCGCAAAUAUCACAAAAAAUAUGAAAGCUGUUGGUCUGAUGAAGUACUUGCCAAUUUCUGAUAUAAACAGCCUUAUCGAUUUGGAGGUAAGUGUUCCUGUUCCCAAACAAAGUGAAGUUUUAAUAGAAGUUAAAGCUACUGCUAUUAACCCAAUUGAUACAAAGCUGCGAGCUCCAAAACCUCUGAUAGAGAAAGAACCACGAAUAUUGGGCUUCGAUGGGGCAGGCAUUAUAAGUGCAGUAGGUGAAGCAGUUAAAAAGUUUAAAGUGAACGAUCAAGUGUUCUUUACUGCUGAUGUAAGAAAAAAUGGCACAAAUGCUCAAUAUGUUGCUUUGGAUGAAAUACAUGUGGCACAAAAACCAAAAAAUCUUUCUUUUGAAGAAGCAGCUGCCAUGCCACUGACAUCAGUGACUGCUUAUGAAUCAUUAAUUGACAGACUAUCUAUAACAGAGAAAGACAAGGGCAAGUCAAUUUUAAUUAUAAAUAGCGGAGGUGGGGUAGGUUCUGUUGCUUGUCAGUUAGCUAAUCAGCUUGGCCUUAAAGUUAUAGGUACAGCAUCUAGGCCGGAAAGUAUAAAGUUCUCAAAAGAGAGUGGUGCACAUAUUGUACUAAAUCACACAGAAAAUUUAGUUGAGCAGUUACAAAAUAAUAAAAUAUCUGAAGUUGAUUUUAUAUUGGUGAAUUAUGAUCCCUUCAACUACUGGGAUACUCUUAUGAUGCUUAUUAAGCCCCAGGGCAAGAUAUGUCUAGUUGUUGACAGUAGUGGCCUGGUGGAUUUAAAGCCAUUAAAAGCUAAAAGCAUUACUCUUGUCUCAGAAAUGAUGUUUACUAGAAUUGUUUAUAAUACAGAUGAUAAGCACAGACAUACAGAAAUAUUAGAGGAGGUUUCUAAAAUGUUAGAUAAUGGAAAACUAAAGUCAACUUUGACCAAGGUCAUUGCUCCUAUUAAUGCAGUCAACAUACGGGAGGCCCACAGACUGAUUGAAGAAAAGAAAAGUAUAGGAAAAAUUGUCUUAUCUGGUUUUAAAUAAAACAAUAAACUGACACAGUUAUAUUAAUUUAUGGUUUAUAAAGAACAUUUGGAUCAAAUUCCUUGCCUAAAAAUGGCGAUCCUGGACUAUUCCAUGCUUUUUUCAAUAGCUCUAUAUUCCUGAUUUCAUCACUAGUUGGUAGUCCUUUCAUUUUUUGUUCUUGAUUCCAUUGUAAUUCUCUUACCUGUAAAUCAAAAAUAAAUCAUAUGCACAA
Molecule: messenger RNA, 1554 nt
Organism: Pieris napi
Lineage: Eukaryota; Metazoa; Arthropoda; Insecta; Lepidoptera; Pieridae
Product: zinc-type alcohol dehydrogenase-like protein SERP1785
Exons: 1
Coding region: 306-1340 (344 amino acids)
Molecular function (GO): oxidoreductase activity; zinc ion binding
Source: RefSeq, a predicted model, not a curated record